Messenger RNA from Knipowitschia caucasica, 105 nucleotides. The record is from the annotation of a GenBank genome assembly. Lineage: Eukaryota; Metazoa; Chordata; Actinopteri; Gobiiformes; Gobiidae.
AUGUUGGAUCGGAUCUACAUCGCUCUGUCCUCCAGGCGUACGGCCAGCCCAUCACACCGUGUUGGGCCUUCCAUACCCCCCAACCAACUGGACUGGAUCAUGUAA